Messenger RNA from Symbiodinium natans, 492 nucleotides. The record is from the annotation of a GenBank genome assembly. Lineage: Eukaryota; Dinophyceae; Suessiales; Symbiodiniaceae.
AUGCCGACCUGUGGCGAGUCCAUCUUGGCAGCAGCAGCCCUCACGACAGGCUGGCUCUUGCCCGCCAAACUCUCCCUGCUGGAGCGGCUUCGCCGCUCUUCUUGGCUGAGGCGCCUGGAGGCCGAGUUGUGGGGAGAGGCGCCAGAGGAGGCCGUCUGCGAUGGGAUGGCGGUGCGCUACCGACUCUUUGGUCCCCACACGGCGGGUCCCGUCCUCCUGGCCUUCCAGAAGUCAGGCGUUCCUUGCGAAGCCCUGGCGCGGCGCUUCCCGGAAACUGGGCUGAGGGUGCUGGAAGUCGAAGGUGGCGUGGCGGAAGCCCAGUCACUGCUGAAGCACCUCCAACUCAGGCCCCUAGCGCUGGCGGCUGGCAGCGUCUCCGCGCUCAGUGACGCCGAAGCUCUUGGCAUGGCGCUCUGGGUCGCUGACACAUCAGCUUCAGCCUCCCUGGAGGAGCGCGCCCGCUUCUACGCCCUCAUGGCAGAAAGGAGCUGA